Molecule: messenger RNA, 1146 nt
Organism: Vicia faba (fava bean)
Lineage: Eukaryota; Viridiplantae; Streptophyta; Magnoliopsida; Fabales; Fabaceae
Source: the annotation of a GenBank genome assembly
AUGAUUACUUCUGAAUCUUCGAACAACAUGCAGCUACAACUGCAAGAUGGUACUGCUAGUAGUGUUAAUGUGAUGAGCAACCUCGCACAUGUCAUGGCAGCCUCCAUCGUCGGAUUAAUCAGUGAUAAUUCAGUGAUGGUUGACCAACAGAAGAUUGUUCCUUACUUACAUCAAACGGAGUCAGGCCGUAUUGCCAAGCUUGAGAUUUUCUCUCACUAUGUUGCUAGGCAAAUGGGAUUUGUAGAUGCUGACGAGGUUCCAGAGUUGUGCAGAUUGGCACAGGACUACUUGAGAAACACAGAAGGGUGUAAAGAAAAUAUAUAUCAAUAUCUAGCCAAUGGGGACAAUGCUAAUGCACUAUAUGCAAAAUUGAUUGAAGAAUUUGAAAGAUGCAUCCUCAGUUAUUUUGCUUUUCAUUGGAACCGAGCUUCAUUUAUCAUUACCCAGAUACAUAAUUCUUUAAUAAAAAAAACCAAUUACACAUGUUUUCAGUCAUAUCUCACUAUACUUUUGGUAUUAAGUUCUCAGUCCCAACCCAAAAUAAAUCUCAAAAAUAUUCUUUUGGAAGCCACAAGGGAACAUAGGUUUGAGAGAAUAACAAAGAAACUAAAGGUGGCCAGAGUAUUCUCUACAUUGGUUGAAGAGAUUAAAGCAAUAAAGGGCGACUCACAAAGUUGUGAUGACAAGGUCUCCAUUGUCCAGAGUGAGAGGAGUCCAGUGUUGCUGCUUAUGGGUGGAGGCAUGGGAUUUGGAAAAAGCACUGUUCUUAAAGACAUUCUUAGAGAAUCAUUUUGGUCAGAAGCUGCAUCCAAUGUUGUGGUUGUUGAAGCAGAUGCUUUUAAGGAGAGUGAUGUCAUUUAUAGAGCUCUUAACUCUAAGGGCCACCAUAAUGAAAUGCUUCAAAGUGCUGAACUGGUGCAUCAGACUUCGACUGAUGUUGCAUCAUCUUUACUAGUGACAGUUUUAAAUAAAGGGCGAGAUGUGAUCAUGGAUAGUACCUUAGCAUGGGAACCUUUCCUAGCGCAAACUAUUGCUAUGGCAAGAAAUGUUCACAAAAAGUGUUGUCUAAGGAUGGAGAUUUGUUAUCAUGAAGUUUUAGACAAUUUGAAGGUAGAGAACUAUCAAGUUUGUAACGAACAGAAGUAA